CAACAUGAUCAAAAUAUAACCUCUAAAUAAUCGUGACACGUCUUUCAACUUUUUUUAUAAAACUGUUACAAGAAUUUUUCGAGUUAUUAUAGUAAACAAUUAUUAUUGAUUAAUAAAAUAUAUCUCGUUUGAAAUACAAUAAGAUAAUGAAGUGUGGUUAUAGGUGAAAGUUCGGCAACUUCCACUAAACUGUCGUCAGCAAAAAAUGUUUCAUUUAAAUUAUUUGGUCAUAAUCCUAUGAAUCUAUCAAUAACAAUGAAAACUAAUUUCUUUUUAUGAAAAUCAAACACGAAAGAUCAACCAAAAUUGAGUUUCAUCAUAAUUUAAUUUACAAGUCCAUCGGCCAACAUGAGAUUGAGUUAAUUUUAAAAAAAUAAGAAAUUAACUGAAAAUGCAAAUACUAGCUGAAAAAGUUCGAGUAUGUUCCAGGUCCCAAAAUAUUCAAGUCUACAAGGCUUUCUAAUUGACCUGUUUCAUUUAAUAAGAAAAGUAUUUUUUCUACCAAUCAAACUCACAGAAAUGUGCCAAGCUCGUGGCUUACUUUCUGACCUGUAAUUAAAGAUUGUUAUGGUACACAUCGACCAAAGAUGGCUGAUCGAGAUGCCAAGAUUGAAUUUGUGACAUUGCCGUGUCCUGUACGGCCAAGGAAAAUAGCGGCUCAAAAUAUAGUGUUGAGACUACAAAGACGAGAGACAAUUGGUUGUCCGUUUCCAGGCACGCAUGUACUAAAUGCUAGGCAAUUUUAUCAAAAUGUAUUUCCCAAUUUCACAGUCGUCAAUGUUGAAAAACCACCCUGUUUUUUGAGAAAAUUCAGUCCGGAUGGACGAUUUUUAAUUGCGUUCAGCGCCGAUCAAACAUCGAUAGAAGUUUAUGAGUAUCAGGGAGCUUCGGCUGCUGCUGAUUUACUCGCUGACCUCAAGGGUGAAUAUGUUGGACACAAAAAUGACGAUCUCACCUUUCAUAUUAGAAACAAUAUUUUCCGCAGAUUUUUUAAGGCAAAGUGGAUUGUUAAUGUAGUUCAAAGCAACGAGCAGCUGAAUCGUGAAUGCAGUCUCUUUACCGAUGAUGGACGUUAUGUAAUUGCCGGCUCUGCUGCUCACAUUCCUGAUGACCUGCGACCACAUUUUUAUCAGAUUUAUACGAACAAUGAGGCGCUGACGCCAAACCCUCGCUCGCCUCUCGAGGACUACAGCCUUCACCUCGUUGAUUUGAGAGGUGGAAAACUCUGUGAUAGUAGACACUUUAAAGUCGAUAAGAUUUAUCUGUCGCAUAAUCAAGGCCUUUAUUUGUAUAAAGAUAUUUUAGCUGUACUUUCGGUCCAGCAUCAAACGAUACAUAUUUUUCAAAUUCUUGACGGAAUGUUUAUAAACGUGAGGACUAUUGGCAGAUUUUGCCUGGAAGAUGAUGCUUAUUUGGUCACGAGCGCAUGGCCAGGUGUACAUUCGCGACCUUUUAGAGACGCAACGAUAAACAGCCUUAAACACAAAUUGCUUGUUUAUCUGUACAAAAGAGCAAAAUAUAUUAGUGCAACGAGUCGAGACCCAUACGAAUUACGACGCUUUUAUCAGUACUUUGAUCAGCUCAAAGCUCUGAGAAUGUGGAAAAUGCAACUCCUGGACACGAAUCAUAUUUUGGUUCGUUAUGCCAGUGAAGAAGUGGCGACUUUACAAGCGAGCGAACCGAACGCCCAACCAGCGUUGCUUGUUGUUUAUGAUAUGGUAACGGCUAAAGUUCUCGCCGCCUAUGAUAACGCAUCGACUCAAUUGUUGACCCUGUUUGAGAACUUCAGCGAUUUUUUUCGCAACGCAAGAACCAGCACCGACUGUCAAUACAUGUGUUCACCAUCCAAUAAUAUUUAUGCGAGACUUAUGCAGCAAAGAUUCAAGCAAACUAUCGUUAGCGCGAGAUAUGGCGGUUUAACCGAAGCAACUAAAAGAUUGCUCGGCCAAUUGCCAAUCUCGGCUCAAUCGUAUUCGAGCUCGCCGUAUUUGGAUCUUUCCCUUUUUUGUUACGACGACAAAUGGGUCUCGAUGAUGGAACGUCCAAAAGCUUGCGGAGAACAUCCCAUUAGGUUUUAUGCGCGCGAUUCGUGUCUACUGAAAUUUCGCAUGUACGCUGGAAUGCUGGGCCGAUCCGCACCUGUCGUCGCCAGACGCUUGGUCGCCUUCACUUUUCAUCCUACCGAUCCUUUUGCCAUUUCCGUACAACGGACCAACGCUGAAUAUAUCGUCAGUUUUCAUGUACGACAUAUAUAGCUAAACAAUUAAUUGAAAAAAAUCA
Molecule: messenger RNA, 2280 nt
Organism: Venturia canescens
Lineage: Eukaryota; Metazoa; Arthropoda; Insecta; Hymenoptera; Ichneumonidae
Gene: abo
Product: de-etiolated protein 1 abo
Exons: 8
Coding region: 588-2255 (555 amino acids)
Biological process (GO): protein ubiquitination; positive regulation of proteasomal ubiquitin-dependent protein catabolic process
Cellular component (GO): cullin-RING ubiquitin ligase complex; nucleus
Molecular function (GO): ubiquitin-like ligase-substrate adaptor activity; ubiquitin protein ligase binding
Source: RefSeq, a predicted model, not a curated record